Gadus chalcogrammus (walleye pollock) is the source of this 2744-nucleotide messenger RNA. RefSeq lists its product as uncharacterized. The transcript is spliced from 3 exons. NCBI's taxonomy places the organism in Eukaryota, Metazoa, Chordata, Actinopteri, Gadiformes, Gadidae. The coding region runs from base 146 to 1249 and encodes 367 amino acids. The record is from RefSeq and is a predicted model, not a curated record.
AUUGGGCGGGAUUGGGUGCUUCCAGGUGGAUUUUGAGCAUUUUUGGGCUGGACAUCAUCAGUCUCACCUGGCAACCGUGCAGUUGCACUAGUCCCAGGCUUGCUGAGGGUUGCUUUCGUGACUGGAACAGACUCGAAACAGCCUGAUGGAUUUAAACGAUGAUGGCCUGUGGGGUUUUCUUCGGGAACGCGGAGUCUCCGAAGAUGGAAUCAGCCAAAUGCAAGCCGACAAGAUUGAUGCAUUUGCCAUUCAAGACAUAGAUGAUGCAUCCCUUGCAUGUUACAUACCACUCUACGGGGACAGAAUUGCCACAAGGCGAUACUGCAUGGACAAACAAAAAAGGAAGGAAAAUGAACCAUUGAGGAUGUCACUUCUAGAUAAACUGCAAAAGAGAAUGAGGACCGGUGCAACAAGUCAUGGUGAGACAUCAGAACCAGGAGCUUCCUCUCUUGGGCUAAGAAGAUCUACUACCAAAAAUGCGGUCAAGAACACACGAAAAAUUGAGCUGGGUUGGAUCCAUGAGGGCAAACAAGUAAGGAAGCGAUGUGGUGGAGGCACCAGGGUUCUUGAUGUGAACAAGACUGCAACUAAAAUGGAUUUACUCUCUCUUGCGAAGGAACUGUUUUUUCCAAACGGAGAGUCUAAAAAAGGAAACUGGGAAGACUUAAUUCACAAUGUGUAUGAUUUCAAGGAAUGCGAACUUGAUGACCACACAGAUGUUGGUGAACUGUACGAAUUGUCGAAGUUUGGGAUGUUGCGCUUUUACUUACACACAGCAGUCCAACCACAAGAAGCAGAAACGGACAAGGAAGAUGACAGUGCCCUGAGUGACACUCCCACAGAGCAGGACACACAAAGUGCCCUGAGUGACACUCCCACAGAGCAGGACGCACAAAGUGCCCUGAGUGACACUCCCACAGAGCAGGACAUACAAAUCUCUGUUAUCCACUUUGAAAAUUCAUCUGGCUAUGAAUUCGUAGAUCUUCGGUCCCUAUCUCCAAUGUCUGAUCCAGAAGUAUUCUUUGGGCUAGGAGAAGGCACUCCUUCUGAAGGCCAACUGGAUGACACAAUUCCACUUGUGCUUAACAUCGACUCCCCUGUGACCUCUACCUUUCUACAUCCACCUGAUGACAUUACCACAUCCGUACCACUUGCCUCAACACCUCUUCCUGUGCCAAUGUACGAGAUUCAAUCUUUAAAUUCUGAAACACCAUCAAUGCGAAUAACACUUCACAAGGCUAAUCUAUGAAGACACUCUUUGAGUCAUUUCGGAUGUACUUAAGUCAGUCUGAGAGAGAUGUUAUUGACAUGGCUUUAAAUGAAGACCUUGACGGUGAGUCCCAGGAUGAACUCCUGGAUAUACUUGAUAGGCUGGGAGUGAAAAUCGUUCCAAAACGUGAAAAUCUCAAAGCAGUACUCCUUCAAGCGGCACAUAAGCAGAUGAUCCAGGAGCCAAAAUAUGCUCUCGACAAUAUAUCAGCAGUUGCUGGUAAAUGCCUGAAGACCACCAUAAACACACCAGAACAACUGGAAGCCAUGUAUACGGACAAAAAUCCAACGUGCCGGAAAGUCCUGAAGCUCAUUGAAGCCCAUCCAGUCUCUGCUGCAGAGAAACAAGCCUUCAAAUUUUUCCAGCAGUACAUCCGUGGAUUACACGAUACAGGAUUAAGAAAACUGUUGAGGUUCAUAACUGGCUCUGACAUUAUAUCUGUAUCAAAAAUUGAAGUACUUUUCACCAAUGUAGCAGGACUGUCCCGUCGACCAGUUGCGCACACUUGUGGAGCAGUCUUGGAGCUACCAUUCACUUACAACUCCUACCCUGAUGGAAGAUGGAAGCAGUACUUUCCAGCAAUUACUUGCAAAUGGACAUUAUGUAGUUGCAUGAGGUGUAGCAAGCCAAUAGAGCACCAGAAUCAAAGUGUCUGUUCUUCAUUGCAUGUUCCAAUAAGUUUGCUUUAUGUAGUACACAGAUGUGCCUGAUACAAGAACAAGUACUAUCAGAAAACACUAGUAGAGGUCAACUGUAUGACAUGUAGUAUUGUGCUUGGCGGUUACACUGAUCCAUUACUUAAGGUACCUUUUCAUGAAUGCGUUGGCCUGUUACUUGACCUUGACUUGACCUUUUUUUCAGCAUUGAUGCGUAAAUGCCCACACUGUUUCUGCCUAUAUGCAGAUUUCUUCAGUUUUGUUUGUCUGUUCUGUUCGUCAUUGCAUGUUCCAGUAAGUAUUUUGUACAUAGUAUUCUUUAAUACAUAGUAAACAUAUUUGCCUGAUACGAGGACAACUACUAUUAGCAAACACUGCUAUGAAUUUAGUAUUGUGUUACUUGCAAGUCUUUUCUCUUUUUUUGAUGAAUGCAUUUAACACUUAUUUGACACUCCUUUGGAAUGUAUUCUUUUACGCAUUGGUGUGUUAAUGCCCACCCUGUUUCAGCCUAUACUGUAUGUGCACAUUUCUUAUACUCUAAUACCAUUAUAUGUGUUCAAUUGGGGGUAUUAUGUGUUGUAUACCUUUUGGGGGUAUUAUGUGUUGUAUACCUUUAACAUAUAUUUUCUAUAUUAUUUUGAUAAAGCAAUUUCUACCCUGUUUCUGAACAUAGUUGACACGAACUGUAAUGCCCUGACCGGUUGACGCGGCUUUUGGAAAAUGUAUUUUUGGCAUUGCUGUUUUAAGUGUUCAUUGUUGACAGCUGUUUAAAUGCCUGUCACUUGAAGUGCCUGAAUAAAUGGCAGGCUCCAGACACA